AUGCCACUGCUGGUGAGGGGAGGGGGAACUGUGGCUCAGCAUUGCCCAAGCCACCCACAUAACCCCGGUCCCCCGUGUGACCUGCAGGGCCUGUGGAGAAAUGAGCUGGGCUCCAAUAUGAUCAUAUUUGCCACGAACACAGCUGGGACCCUCUCAGGCUCCUACCAAACUGCAGUGGCAGCCACCAAAGAGCAGGUCCUGGUGUCACCCAUGUGAGGGGUCCAGCAGCAUCCCAGUGCCAAGAGAUGCCUCACCUUCAGCUUCACUGUGCAGUGGCAGCUCUCAGCUACAGCAGUGACAGUGAUCCUCUUGAUGUGGAACAGUCCACCUGGCCAGUGUCGCAGGGAAGUCCAUCUCUCUGUCCAGGGCAUGUUUGUCUGCCUGUCUGCCAGGACCAGGUGGCCCAGGCUUCCCUGUCUUGAGAUGCAGGUUCUCACCCUCCUCUUCCUCUCUCAAAGCUUGCCAGACUCCUCCACUGCCUUUGUGGGCUUCGUGGAUCACCAAGGGAAGGAGACCACGUGGCUCCUGUGGGAAGAGGUCCUGUCACACAAGGACACCUGGAAAGCCACAGCACCAGAAGCACCCAAAGACUUCUCUGAGUGGUCUGUGAGGCUAAAGCCAGUGCAGGUGGUUGAGGCUGGGAGCCCUGAACAGCAGGGCAUGAGGCCACUGAGAACCAUACUGGCCUAG
Molecule: messenger RNA, 690 nt
Organism: Onychostruthus taczanowskii (white-rumped snowfinch)
Lineage: Eukaryota; Metazoa; Chordata; Aves; Passeriformes; Passeridae
Exons: 3
Molecular function (GO): biotin binding
Source: RefSeq, a predicted model, not a curated record